UCAAUCAAAAUUUGAAUCUUCGUUCAUCUUUCUCCUCAAGACAUAGCUAGCUAGAUAGCACAAGAAUAUGAAGAUAUCAUCAAUUGGAUGCGUCUUUCUUCUUAUCUUCAUCUCUAUCACAAUUGUCUCCAGUUCACCAGAUCAAGGAGAAGUUGAGGACGAAGCACAGUUUAAUUACGAGAAGAAUGGAGAGAAGGGGCCAGAGAAUUGGGGAAGACUAAAGCCAGAGUGGACAAUGUGUGGAAAAGGCAACAUGCAGUCUCCGAUUGAUCUUACGGACAAAAGAGUCUUGGUUGAUCAUAAUCUUGGAUACCUUCGUAGCCAGUAUUUACCUUCAAAUGCUACCAUUAAGAACAGAGGCCAUGAUAUUAUGUUGAAAUUUGAAGGAGGAAAUGCAGGUUCGGGUAUCACUAUUAAUGGUACUGAAUAUAAACUUCAACAGAUUCAUUGGCACUCCCCUUCCGAACACACUAUCAAUGGCAAAAGGUUUAUUCUUGAGGAACACAUGGUUCAUCAGAGCAAAGAUGGACGCAACGCUGUUGUCGCUUUCUUUUACAAAUUGGGAAGACCUGACUUUUUUCUCCUUUCGUUGGAAAGAUACUUGAUGAGGAUAACUGAUACACAUGAAGCCGAGGAAUCUGUCGGGAUGAUUCAUCCUAGAACAUUCGAUUUUGAAUCAAAACAUUAUUAUAGAUAUCUCGGAUCACUUACAACUCCACCGUGUUCUGAAAAUGUUACGUGGACGAUUUCCAAAGAGAUGAGGACUGUGACAUUAAAACAAUUGAUCAUGCUUCGAGUGACUGUACACGAUCAAUCUAAUACAAAUGCUAGACCGCUACAGCGUCAGAAUCAACGUCCGGUGACACUUUACAAACCAACAUGGCAUAUUUAACCAUCUGAAGUCUCCUACCUAAAUAUUUAAGUUUGGCUAUAUACGCUUUGUAAUAGAUAACUUGCUUUAAAUAUUGGAUCCAUUGGAAUUAGUAAUAUUGAUGGUAAUGAAUAAACUGAGCAGAUUUAUUGAUUCAUCCAGAUGAUCAAUGAUAGUGUAUUUUGAAGAACCAAGAGUGUGAUAAAGCAGCACAUAUACCAUAUAUCUACUAGUAGUACGUACCAUAGUAAUGUAAUUCAGUUCUGCAGUGGUUAUGGCCUAUUAUCUUAUAAAU
Camelina sativa (false flax) is the source of this 1166-nucleotide messenger RNA. RefSeq names its product alpha carbonic anhydrase 5. The record is from RefSeq and is a predicted model, not a curated record. Gene Ontology annotation, molecular function: carbonate dehydratase activity; zinc ion binding. Gene Ontology annotation, biological process: one-carbon metabolic process. NCBI's taxonomy places the organism in Eukaryota, Viridiplantae, Streptophyta, Magnoliopsida, Brassicales, Brassicaceae.